UUGAUACGGCGAAUUGACCUGCGGAUAGUCCCAGCGUCGAUGGUCAUUUAUCUCCUAUGCUCCCUCGACCGUUCGAAUAUCGGAAACGCAAAGAUCCUCAAUGCAGACGCGGGGCACUCGCUCAUGCAGAACGUCGGGAUCACGAACGACCAAUACCUCACCGCGCUUAUGAUAUUUUUCGUGUCGUACACGAUCUUCGAGACGCCCUCAAACUACAUGCUCAAGCGCUUCCGCCCCUCCCGCUGGAUCGCGUUCCUCAUGUUCUCCUGGGGCGCGAUGACCAUGAUCCUUGGUGGCAUCCGCAACUUCGGCGGGCUUAUCGCCGUGCGCUUCCUGCUCGGGAUGUUCGAGGCCGGACUGUUCCCUGGCAUGGUCUACGUACUGACGUUCUGGUACCGCCCCGAAGAGCGCGCGCUGCGCAUCGCGCUUAUCCUCGCGAGUGCGACUCUGGGAGGCGCAUUCGGCGGCGCGAUCGCGUACGGCGUCGGCAAGAUGGACGGAGUACACGGGCUCGAGGCAUGGCGCUACCUGUUCCUCAUCGAGGGUGCGCCGUCGUGUGCGGGCGCAAUCCUUGUCUGGUUCUUCUUCCCGGACUACCCAGAGACGGUGCGCUGGCUGUCGGAGGACGAGCGCGAGCUCGCGACGGAGCGCAUCAAGGGAGUCGCAUCGCUCGGACACCAGAGCAUCACUUGGGCGGAGGCGAAGGCAACGCUGCAGGACUACCGGCUGUACGUGCACUACCUCACGUACAUCACGAUCUCCGUGCCAUUCUCGAGCAUGUCGCUGUUCUCGCCGACGAUCGUCGCGGGGCUAGGGUACCGUGGGCUGGACGCGCAGCUGUUCACCGUGCCGCCAUACGCGAUCGCGUUCGUCAUCACUGUGUCCGUCGCGUGGGUGUCGGACAGGUACGAAAAGCGCUCUCUGGGCACCGCCAUCUCGAUGGCCAUUGCAGGAGCCUGCUUCAUUGUCGAAGGUGCGCUCCCCUCGGAGUCCUUCAAGCUGCGCUACGCGUUCUUCAUCAUCGCGCUCUCCUUCUCCUUCGCGUGCAUACCGCCCCUCCUGAGCUGGCUGACUGCCAACUUGCGGACGACCGGGGCGUCGACGCUCGGUGUCCCGCUGAACGUCUCCAUCGGUCAAAUUGGCCAAAUUAUCGGCGUGUACAUCUACAAGAGCAACGAGUCGCCCGGGUACCCCACUGGACACUAUACGAAUGCCGGGUUCCUGCUCAUUGGGGCGCUGUCCGUGCUGGGCCUCAGAGUGAUGUAUGUCCACCGUAACAGACGGUUAGGUCCUGAUGAACGGAGGUGGAGACUGUAAUGUCCACUGACGUAUUAGAGAUGCCUGUGCAAUACUCCCAUUUUUCAUUAUCAUUCUUCG
Trametes versicolor FP-101664 SS1 is the source of this 1377-nucleotide messenger RNA. Its product is annotated as MFS transporter. The coding region runs from base 40 to 1317 and encodes 425 amino acids. Gene Ontology annotation, molecular function: transmembrane transporter activity. The transcript has 4 exons. Gene Ontology annotation, cellular component: membrane. The record is from RefSeq and is a predicted model, not a curated record. Gene Ontology annotation, biological process: transmembrane transport. Lineage: Eukaryota; Fungi; Basidiomycota; Agaricomycetes; Polyporales; Polyporaceae.